UUGCAACAAAUUCUAAUUGAUCCGAAUGUACGAGAUGUCUUCUUUGGUAAAAAAGCAGAAGAAUUUAGAAGUAAAAGUACCCUCAUCCUAUAUGUUGUAGUAGAAAACAAACCAAAAAAACCAUUGCAAUGUGUUAGAGGCAUACCUUUCGAUGUCAUAAAGAAAUUUGAUAAUAUCCUGAAUACACAGCUCGGACGAGACUUUCGUUCAAAAUUCAUCAAUCUUAUUGCUAUAAGCUUAGAUUGGAAGAAUGUUGAUGGAUAUUAUAUAGAAAAACCAGCUAUUAUUUUCUAUGUUAUCCGUAAGGGAGUGAUUCCUAUUGGUAAUGAUUAUUUUCCUAAGAAUAUUGAUGAUAUAGAAACAGAUCAUGGAAUCUCUGGAACAAUUUGUGCCGGAACUUUAGGUAUGUUUGUGAAAGAUUCUAACGAACAAAACGAACGCAUAUAUUUAUUGACAAAUGACUAUGUCAUCCGUAUGAAACAUGGUUCUGAAAUUCAAAACAAAAUAUGUCAACCAGCUGAUAGUGACUACGUAAUGUAUCUCGAAAAAGAAUUAAAAGCAAAAUUAGACAAGAAACUACAAUCUAAUGUUGAACACAAUGUAGAAAAUGAAAUCUAUGAUAGGAUUAAAGAUUUGGAAUUUGAAAUUAAAAAAUGCUCUGAUAUCAAGAAAUUAGAAAAAGAUUUGAAAUAUGCAAAAAGAUAUAAUACCCAUUUGGCAUUAUUUACAAAUGGAUUACGAGAUAAUUAUAAAAUUGACAAAAGAAAUUAUGGUGUCGACGCCGCAAUAGCUAAACUAGAACAAUCUGAGGGAACUCUUUUGCGAAAAAUAAAGUCACGCAAUUUUGCAAUCGGUAAUUCUGCAUUCGAAGAUGAAUCUCCUAUUUUAAUCACGGAUAUUAACGAAGAUAUUCACUCUGUUGAUACUUCUAAGCCAAUAUAUAAAGUUGGAUGCACAUCUGGGUUAACAAAAGGGUAUAUUAAAGAAGGCAUAACAUCAAUCCUUUCUAAGGAUGGCUCUUUGAUAUUAGAGCAACAAUUGAAUUUUCAUGGUGUACAGAUGAAAGAAAUUAAAGUUCGGGGGAAAGAAAAUUUUCCUUUUAAAUGGUUAGAUAGGCAAAUAUUGGUACUAGCAAAAAAAGGACUCUUCAUGGAUGAAGGGGAUUCGGGUUGUAUAUGGUUUGAUCAAGAUGGAAUAGUUAUAGCAUUGGGACAUGGGACAUUGUGUACAACAAGUGGUGAAUUUGCUGUAGGAUCAUCAAUAAGUACUGUGUUAAAGGCUCUCAAGGUUUCCCCUUAUUUUGAACAAAUGCUGAAAUUAUACAUUUGUUAUUGGAUAUCAAGCAUAUUGUGUGUCAUUACUAUUUCUACUUCUUUGAAGCCAAUUGAUAUCCGUAAAUUAAGUGUCUUAAGAUUAAAUUCCCGAUAA
Molecule: messenger RNA, 1428 nt
Organism: Funneliformis mosseae
Lineage: Eukaryota; Fungi; Glomeromycota; Glomeromycetes; Glomerales; Glomeraceae
Source: the annotation of a GenBank genome assembly